This is a messenger RNA of Phacochoerus africanus (Common warthog), 1790 nucleotides long. RefSeq names its product ADP ribosylation factor like GTPase 4C (gene ARL4C). NCBI's taxonomy places the organism in Eukaryota, Metazoa, Chordata, Mammalia, Artiodactyla, Suidae. The record is from RefSeq and is a predicted model, not a curated record. The transcript has a single exon. Gene Ontology annotation, molecular function: GTPase activity; GTP binding. Bases 326 to 904 code for a protein of 192 amino acids. Gene Ontology annotation, biological process: endocytic recycling; intracellular protein transport. Gene Ontology annotation, cellular component: cytoplasm.
GGGGCGCGGCCGAAGGAAGCCGCAGAGCGAGCCGGGGCCGGGGGAGGGCGCUGGGCGCGAGCAUCCCGUGCUGCGGGAGCGGAGGCGGCUUCGAGAAAGACAAAAGCCCGCCGAGAGACGCGAUGCCCGGCGGGCCCGGGCGCGGGGACCGCGGCGUCUGAGCGCGCAGAGUCGUGCGCCCCGGGGACGCCGAGGCCAGGCGGGUGUCCGCGGCGGAGGGCGGCAGGAGGGGCCCAGGUGCGCCCGGCCGCGUCGGGCCCGUAACUACUCGGGGGGCGGCGCCCUCCCGCCGCAGCCGCAGUGGCCAGCGCCGCAGCGAGGAGCCAUGGGCAACAUCUCCUCCAACAUCUCGGCUUUCCAGUCCCUGCACAUCGUCAUGCUGGGCUUGGACUCGGCCGGCAAGACCACUGUGCUCUACCGGCUCAAGUUCAACGAGUUCGUGAACACGGUGCCCACCAUCGGCUUCAACACGGAGAAGAUCAAGCUGAGCAACGGCACGGCCAAGGGCAUCAGCUGCCACUUCUGGGACGUGGGCGGCCAGGAGAAGCUGCGGCCGCUGUGGAAGUCGUACAGCCGCUGCACGGACGGCAUCAUCUACGUGGUGGACUCGGUGGACGUGGACCGGCUGGAGGAAGCCAAGACGGAGCUGCACAAGGUGACCAAGUUCGCCGAGAACCAGGGCACGCCGCUGCUGGUCAUUGCCAACAAGCAGGACCUGCCCAAGUCGCUGCCCGUGGCCGAGAUCGAGAAGCAGCUGGCGCUGCACGAGCUCAUCCCGGCCACCACCUACCACGUCCAGCCGGCGUGCGCCAUCAUUGGCGAGGGCCUCACCGAGGGCAUGGACAAGCUCUAUGAGAUGAUCCUGAAACGCAGGAAGUCCCUCAAACAGAAGAAGAAGCGGUAAUGCGCCCGGCAGCGUUCCCGGAGCGAGGGGGAAAGCAAGCGAGUGAGUCGGGAAUGAAUGAAUGAAAGGCUGGAUGGUUGAGCGAGAACCCGCGCGCCCGCGAACAAAGACAGCGAACCAAAGCGACGCUUCGAAUUUUUAAAGCGGAAUCUGUGCACCCAAAUGCAGGACUAGUGACUUGGCCCGGGUAUGUAGGCAGACUUGCCAACCUGCGCUCGACCUGCCCCCUACCCCCGGCUCGGGGGACCUUUUGUCUGAACGCCAGAGCUUCUGCUGGGGAGGGGGCCUCCUCUGGGGAGUAGACGUGCAGGUUUGGCCAUCCGCCCUCCGGGCCCAGGUGGAAGGCUCAGAUGGCAGAGACAAAAAGCGAUUUCUUCCCACUCCAGCAGGGCCAGAAGUUCGGGCUACCCCGCCCUCACUGGGGAUCGCACCUGUGAGUUACCAGAGGUAUGCGUUCCCAUAACCCCGGGAAUCCCAUUUGGGGGUCUGGUGGCAGUGGGAGGUGCUGGGGGGACCGCCUGUCCUUGCAGUCAUGGGCUGUGAAAGCUGGAGAAUUUUCUGUCACAGGGGCAGGCCCCUGUGAAAAUCCAUUUGUCCUGCUCUGGACCCCCAGUGAAGUGGUGGCUUGGGCCAUCAGAGGACUGCCUGGAACAGGAGGGCAGCCGGAAGGCCCCCAGCGCUGCGCUGGCCUCGGCUGGGGAAUGGCCUCGAAGAAUGCCCCUUUCCUGGUGCUUUGUGGUAGCUACGGAAGACCAGUUUUGUUGAGAACUGCUUUUCAGCCUGGAAUCAGACAUCUUUCAGAUGCUUUGGAUCCUGUCCAUGUUGUGUAGGCCAUUAUCACACAAAGAGACCAAUAAAAAUUUUAAAAACCAAAAAAAAAAAAAAA